Messenger RNA from Panicum virgatum (switchgrass), 1522 nucleotides. RefSeq names its product probable S-adenosylmethionine carrier 2, chloroplastic. Bases 308 to 1069 code for a protein of 253 amino acids. The record is from RefSeq and is a predicted model, not a curated record. Gene Ontology annotation, molecular function: S-adenosyl-L-methionine transmembrane transporter activity. Lineage: Eukaryota; Viridiplantae; Streptophyta; Magnoliopsida; Poales; Poaceae. Gene Ontology annotation, biological process: transmembrane transport. The transcript has 11 exons. Gene Ontology annotation, cellular component: mitochondrial inner membrane.
CGUAACCCGUUGAAACCAGACCAACCUGUACCGUACCACAAAACCUCUGGAAACUUGGCGACAAAAUCCUCCCCAUUUCUAAGUUCAAAAAAAAAAAUCCUCCCCAUUUCUUGCUGGACCAAGGGCCAAAACCGAUACCCAUUCCCCCCAGUUCUCCAGAUUCGCUGUUGCCUGGAUUGGUUCUCUUCAUCUUGGAGAAUACACAAGGGGAGGGCGCUUCAGCGCGCAAUCCCUUGGCUUCCCAUACCAGUUCUUCCAUCGGAUUUCGCUAUUGCUGACUGAGCCGCGCAAGAAAUGUUGGCCAGCCAUGGGCGGUGGUGAAGACGGGGGAUCGUGCAAUCUGCUCCAAGUUCUUUUUGAGGGUGCUGUAGCUGGAGGAGCUGCUGGUGUUGUUGUCGAAACAGCUUUAUACCCUAUUGAUACAAUAAAGACGAGGCUUCAGGCUGCUCAAGGCGGAAGUAAAAUUCAAUGGAAAGGCUUGUAUGCUGGGUUAGGUGGAAAUAUCAUGGGUGUUCUUCCUGCUUCUGCAAUAUUUGUGGGAGUGUAUGAACCAGCUAAAAGAAAACUACUGGAAUUGCUUCCUGAAAAUUUGAGUGCUAUUGCUCAUUUGACUGCAGGGGCAAUUGGUGGGGUUGCUUCUUCUCUUAUUCGUGUUCCCACGGAGGUGGUUAAGCAAAGAAUGCAAAUGAGUCAAUUCAAGACUGCGCCUGAUGCUGUUCGCCUUAUUGUUGCUAAAGAAGGAAUCAAGGGUCUUUAUGCUGGCUAUGGAUCCUUUCUACUGCGAGAUCUGCCAUUUGAUGCUAUUCAAUUUUGCAUAUAUGAGCAGCUCCGAAUCGGCUAUCGAUUAGCGGCAAAGAGGGAUUUGAAAGACGCAGAAAAUGCAAUUAUUGGUGCUUUUGCUGGUGCCAUUACUGGUGCUCUAACAACGCCCCUCGAUGUCAUGAAGACAAGAUUGAUGAUUCAGGGACAGGCAAACCAACAUAGAGGAUUCAUAGACUGUGCUCAAACUAUUCUGCGAGAGGAAGGCGCUGGCGCCUUCUUGAAGGUAAAACUUUUGCAACCGAAGUAGAUCCAGUAACAAGAAUUUACAUGAGUCCACAAUGACGGGUAUCGAGCCAAGGGUGUUGUGGAUCGGCAUCGGCGGAUCAAUCUUCUUUGGCGUUCUGGAGAAAACAAAACCGGUUCUGGCUCAGAGGAGCCGCCGUAGGGAUGCUAAGCUCAAACUUUAGAAGAGGGUGGGUGAUAGAUUACGGCAUCAUAAAAAUUUCCAUGGGGGAGUAUGGCGCCCCGGUUCACAUUCCAUCAUGUCCCAUCUGAGGAACGUUGAUUCGUCUCGCUUGAGCAAGAGUUCUUGGCUUUCCUUUGGGUUGAAAGUCUUCUUUCGGGGUGGUCACGGCUUUGAGAAUUGAGAUCAUUCUGUUGAGCAGACACAAUUGUGGAAGGUGGAUUCUGUGGUGUCACAGAGAACGGCGUGUUGAGACCCACGUAAAAACUCGUAGCUCGUUGCCUCGCUUGGCUUGUA